GAAAGUCUAUUUUAUUAUUUCUAUUGAUAUAUGCGUGGUGGGAUAGGGUGAAAGGUACUCUAGCAAUUCUUUGGAUGCUUGGCUCUUUUUAACUAGAUCAAAUUAGGUGGGUUUGGAGAAUAAAUAGACUAAUGGUCAGUUGGGAUGUGACUCCACCUUUUAAUCCCUCUAUUUGAACAAUCUAAUCUAAUGAACUAAAGUUUAGUUAUAGGAUCCAAAUAUAACCUUAGAUCAUAGGACAAGGCUUUUCAGAUAUAAAAUAUUAACAGUCAUCCAUAUUUCCUUUAAGCGAAAUCAUCCAUGUUUUUUUAUAGGAAAUCAUCCAUGUUUUUGGACAAGGGAAGGUGGCUUGCUGUUUUUUUUUUCAGGAAAGCAGUAGAAAGCAGGCGGGGCAAUAGGAUAUCGAUACAUCAUGAUCUUCUCGGCCCGCUCUGAAUUUUGGCCCAUUAUUCUCGGCGCUCCCCAUUCCCUUGUCUGUCGCUCUCUAACCCUAACGGGAAACGGCGACGGCGACAUCGGGAAGCGGAGGGAAGCGGCGGCGCCGCGGCGCCUUUGGCAAGGGUGCAGGGCAGCAGCCGGGCAGGCGGCCGGUGGCGCGCCAGCAUCGAUCCGCGCGACAUCUCUGUUUCUCGCGUGAUCUUCCGUCCUCCGGCGCAGCUGCUCCACCAUGCCUCCCGCCUCAGGGAACCUCACGGAGGCCGCGCGCUCCGUGCAGCUGUUCAAGAUCAACGGCUUCACCGCGACCAAGGAGAAGCCAGGCUACACCGCGUCGAGGGUGUGCGCCGUCGGUGGACACGACUGGCGAAUCGAAUUCCACCCAAAGGUAAAGGACCCGAAUAAUUGCUACAGCAACAGUGAGUGGAUCAUGUUCCGUGUUCGAUUGAUCAGCAAAGUAGCGAGCGGAGUGGCCGCGUCCUUCAGCUGCCGGCUGAUGGAUCCGAGCUCAACGGGUGGUUCUUAUCAUCUGGAUGAAAUGAUCUCGUCCUCUAUGUUCUGUGAGAACAAAUCCCUCGAUGUCCUCCUAAUCAAAAGGAGGGAACUGGAGGAAUCGAGACGUCUAUAUGUGAAAGAUGACUGCAUUCUUGUACAAUGUGCAAUCAACGUCCUGCUCGGCGAACCCAAGGAUGCGGCGGCGGCGGGAGCAGCGUCUAACGCCGUGGCCAGCGUUCCAUCCUCCGACCUGCACAAGCAAUUCGGUGAGCUGCUGCGGAGCCAGAUGGGAGCGGACAUCACGUUCCUCGUCGCCGGCGAGCCUGUCGCGGCACACCGGACAGUGCUCGCAGCGAGGUCGCCGGUUUUCAUGGCCGAGCUCUUCGGCGACAUGAAGGAGAAGGCGUCGCUGUGCGUUGAGAUCAAUGACAUGGAGGUGGAGGUGUUCAGGGCCAUGCUCCAUUUCGUGUACACCGACACGGUGCUGGUGCUGGACCAGAAGGGGGAGCAGGCGACAUUGAUGGCGCAUCAUCUUCUUGAAGCGGCAGAUCGGUAUGGAUUGGAGAGGCUCAAGAGGAUCUGUGUGGAGAAGGUGUACACGGACAUCAGCGUGGACACGGUUGCGACCACAUUGGCUUUGGCGGAGCAGCACGGGUGCUCUGAGCUCAAAUCCAGGUGCAUGAAGUUCAUCUUGGCUGCCCCAGCAAAUCUCCAAGCUGUCGCUGCAACUGAAGGGUACAAGCAUCUCGAGGCAAGCUGCCCCUCAGUUUUGACUGAACUUCUGAAGCUCAUGGUCAAGGGGAACAAGUAGCUGGGCAUUGUGCUGUUGGAGGCAGAAAGAAGGCUUUUGUACUUGUGUUUUCUGUUUGUGGUUGGAGCUUAGCUGAAAUGAUCGCCUGAAAACUUUGAUGUGCAUUUGACCAUUUUUCAUCUACUACUCUAUGCACAAAAGUCAAAACCCAGUAGCACCGAGAUAAGGAUUAUCAUGCAUGAUCCGGCAAAUGAAACGAGUGACAAGUCCUUAAGAUUACCAUCCUGCCUGUGAUUGGUUUCCAGCUCAUUAAUUUUCGUGAUCCUACAAUUGAAGCCACAAUUCAUUUUGGUUUCAGCCAACUGAGGAUGUUUUAUUACCACACUAUUUCUUUAGCAGUCACUGAAACGAGGUUUGCAGCAAUAUGUUUUUCUGGA
This is a messenger RNA of Panicum virgatum (switchgrass), 2118 nucleotides long. Its product is annotated as BTB/POZ and MATH domain-containing protein 1-like. The record is from RefSeq and is a predicted model, not a curated record. Gene Ontology annotation, biological process: protein ubiquitination. The transcript has a single exon. Gene Ontology annotation, molecular function: protein binding. Lineage: Eukaryota; Viridiplantae; Streptophyta; Magnoliopsida; Poales; Poaceae. The coding region runs from base 668 to 1741 and encodes 357 amino acids.